GCUCGCGGCGGGGCAGGCAGAGCUGGGAGCAGCCCCCCUGUUAAGUAGCAGAUUGUGUGGAGAGUCUUCCCACUUGGAAAGAGGCUCGCCGACGCGUCUGGGAACCAAAAACCCGCUGAGCUCUCUGACUUCAACACCGGACCACCUCACUCUCCCUUUUCUCAGGUUGGGGGUCUACAACAGAGACUUAAACCUUUUUUUUAUUUUUUAAAUUUCUUGAACCAAACCAAAGAAAUUCGACAAUCCCCUUUUAUAGCUUCGUUCAUGUGCUGCUGAGCCAGAGGAGAUGAAGAUGAAGAGCAGGCUGUCUCUGGUGGCGGCUGCCCUCCUGGCACUGCUGCUGUCCUCCUCUCAGGCCCAGGACCAAGUCGACCCGCCGUCAGAUUUGAGGUUUAAGAUUUUAAAUGAGAACACAGUGCAAAUGAUCUGGAGCAGACCACAGUCCAGGAUACAGGGCUACAGAAUACAAGUGACGUCAGACACAGAAGAACCAACAAAAGAAUUUACUCUGCCUGCAUCUGCGACUAAGACCUCCAUCUCAGACCUGAGUCCAGAUGUGGAUUAUGUCGUAACGAUAUCUGCGUAUGCUGGAUCAGAAGAGAGUCUACCCAUCUCCGGCCGGAUCACACUUGAAUCAAGUGGUGGCACAAGAGGAACAUCCAGGAAACCAGAACCUUCAGAUUCAGUCAAGUGCUCUUACAGUGCAGUUGCCGAUGUGGUGUUCUUGGUGGACGGCUCCUCGAGCGUGAGCAGGCCGAACUUCAAAAACAUCCGCAACUUCAUCUCAGCGGUGGCUGGCGCCUUUCAGAUUGGAGAGGACAAAACCCGAGUGGGCGUGGUCCAGUACAGCAGUGACCCCCGAACAGAGUUCAACCUCAAAAAACACUUAACCCAACAGGCGCUGCUCCGGGCCAUUGGCUCACUGCAAGUCAAGGGAGGAGACACUAUGACAGGCGAUGCCCUUGACUACCUCCUAAAAAACACUUUCACUGAGGCGGCUGGUGCCAGGGAGGGUUUUCCCAAAGUGCUGGUGAUCAUCACAGAUGGCAAAUCUGAGGAUCCAGUGGAGAGUUACGCCAGGCAGCUCAGGAGCAGGGGGGUGGAGAUCUUUGUCCUUGGUACCCAACAGGCUGAUAUGGAGGAGAUGAAGCUGAUGGCCUCCACCCCUUACAGAAGUCACAUCUUCAAUGUUGCCAACUUUAACUUAAUGAAGAGUGUGCAGAAAGAGCUCAUUACUCAGGUGUGCGCUGGUGUUGAUGAUCAACUCCACUCACUCGUCAGUGGAGAAGAAGUUGUUGAGCCAGCAUCCAACCUCCAAGUCCUGGAGGUGGCCUCAAAGUCCAUGCGGUUGACCUGGGACGCCUCUAUUGGUGAGUCUUCUGGAUACAAGGUGCAGAUGAUCCCCAUGAUGGCCGGCAGCAAGCGGCAGGAGCUGUACGUGGGCCCCACCCAGACCUCGGUGGUGGUCAGAGAACUUUCUCCAGACACAGAGUACCAGAUAAGUCUGUUCGCCCUGAAGGGCCUGAUGCCCAGCGAGCCCAUCACGGUCAUGCAGAAGACACAGCCAGUCAAAGUAUCAGUGGAGUGUUCUCUUGGCGUGGAUGUUCAAGCUGAUGUUGUCCUCUUGGUUGAUGGUUCCUACAGCAUUGGCCUGGCUAACUUUGCUAAAGUAAGAGCUUUCCUAGAGGUGCUGGUGACCACUUUUGACAUUGGGCCAGAUAAGGUCCAGAUCAGCUUGGUCCAGUACAGCAGGGAUCCCCACACUGAGUUCUACCUGAACACUCACCAUGACCUGGGCGCUGUCGUCAAGGCUGUUCGGACUUUCCCAUACCGUGGCGGCUCCACCAACACCGGCAGGGCCAUGACCUACGUGAGAGAGAAGAUUUUCCAGUCCAGUAGAGGGGCACGCCCCAAUGUUCCCCGUGUCAACAUCCUCAUCACUGACGGGAAGUCAUCUGAUGCCUUCCAAGAUCCAGCCACCAAGCUGAGAAAUGCUGACGUUGAGAUCUUCGCAGUGGGUGUUAAGGAUGCUGUACGUAGUGAGCUUGAGGCCAUCGCCAAUUCACCUGCAGAGACCCAUGUGUACACCGUAGAGGACUUUGAUGCCUUCCAGAGAAUUUCUAAAGAACUCACGCAGUCCAUCUGUCUGAGGAUUGAGCAAGAACUUCGCAACAUCCAGAAGAGACGAUUGGCCCAACCCAGGGACCUGUCCUUCUCAGAGGUUGGCCCAAGAAGCUUCAGGGCUGCCUGGGAGAAUGAUGCCACCAACGUUGAGUCCUACUUGGUUCAGUUCAAGCCGGCAGAUGAUGACGACAUGCACUAUGUGUCCAUGUCUGUGCCAGGGGACACACUCACUACCCUGCUCCCCCACCUCACCCCACUCACUCGCUAUGAAGUCAAUGUUUAUGCUCAGUAUGAUAAAGGCGACAGCUUGCCUGUAACCGGUUUCGAGACCACUUUGGAAGAACUAGGCUCCGUGCAGAAUCUAAGAGUAUCCGAGGAGACCACAGACAGCUUCAGAGUAUCAUGGCAGCCAGCUCCAGGAGACAUCACUCGCUACCGGCUGACAUAUGAACCUGCAGGGGACGAGCGCUCGAGGCUACAGACGACCACUGUUGGCCCUGAGACAACAAUUGUGCUGCAGGAGCUUCAUCCUAAAACCACCUACCGCGUUACUGUGACUCCUCAGUAUCCCUCUGGCCCCGGAGUGCCAAAGCAGACUGAUGGCACCACCAAAGAAGCCAGGGGUUCCCCCCGGGACCUGAGGGUAUUUGACGAGACCUUGUCCUCCAUGAAGGUCUCCUGGGAGCCCGCACCAGGGAACGUGCUCCAGUACCGUGUGGCGUACAAACCCUCCGCCGGUGGCCCCAAGAAGGAAGUGUCAGUUAAGGGUGUCAACAGGGAAACCCUCCUAAAGAACCUGCAGCCAGGCACCCAAUAUGAUAUCUCUGUCAGUGCACGAUAUCGGUCUGGCCUGGGCGACCCCCUGGAGGGACGAGGCACCACACGAGAAGAGGUGGGACCACCUAAAAACCUGGUCACCAGUGAUGUCACCGACACCAGCUUUGCAGCGUCCUGGACGGCGGCACCUGGAAAUGUAAACAUGUACCGGGUUCGAUGGAAGUCGCUGUUUACGGGGCAGGCUGGAGAUAAAAUAGUGCCGGGAGACGUGACCAACACUGUGCUGGAUGGUCUGACUCCAGAAACACUCUACCAAGUUUCUGUGAUUGCUGCCUACAGUCAAAAAGACAGUGACCCACUUACUGGACAGGAAACCACUGACGCCUCUGCUGCUGGUAAAAAGUUGACCGUGUCGGACGAGACCGAGCAAACCAUGAAAGUCACAUGGAUGCCUGCACCGGGCAAGGUAGCCAACUACAGGCUAAAGUACGUUCCCAGUGGUGGAGGGAAAGAAGUGGCCCUCAAGAUCCCUGGCACAUCCACCUCCACCAUCAUGAAGCGCUUGCAGCCACAGACCACUUACAACAUCACUGUUCACCCCAUCUACAAGCGCGGGGAAGGAAAAGCAAGGCAAGGAGUAGGAACGACACUGUCGCCCUACAAGUCUCCCAGGAACCUCCAGACCUCAGAGCCUACCAAGACCAGUUUCAGAGUCACCUGGGAUCCAGCUCCCGGAGACGUUAAGGGCUACAAAGUGACCUUUCACCCCGAUGGGAAUGAUAUUGACCUGGGGGAACUCCUGGUUGGUCCUUAUGAUAACACAGUCGUUCUAGAGGAACUUAGGGCAGGAACAAAGUACUCUGUUGCCGUGUUUGGGAUGUUUGACGGAGGUGAGAGUUUGCCUCUUGCAGGAGAGGAAGAGACGACCCUCAUGGACGCUCCAGAUCCACCUACUGUUGAUCCCUCUGACACUCAGUGUAAGACCGCAGCAAAGGCCGACAUCGUGCUGCUGGUUGACGGCUCCUGGAGCAUUGGCCGCAUCAACUUCAAAACCAUCCGCAGCUUUAUCGCUCGCAUGGUUAGCGUGUUCGAAAUCAGCCCUGAGAGAGUCCAGAUUGGUCUGGCUCAGUACAGUGGAGACCCAAAGACUGAGUGGCACUUGAAUGCCCACCCGACCAAGGCGUCCCUGCUGGAUGCCAUUGCCAACCUGCCGUACAAAGGAGGCAACACUAUGACAGGAAUGGCUCUGAACUACAUCCUUCAGAACAACUUCAGACCCAACGUUGGGUUGCGUCCCGACUCUCGUAAAAUUGGUGUCCUUAUCACUGACGGAAAGUCGCAGGACGAUAUCGUCUUCAACUCGCAGAAUCUGAGAGACAGCGGCAUCGAGCUCUAUGCAAUCGGUGUGAAGAACGCUGACGAGAACGAGUUGAGGACCAUUGCCUCUGACCCUGACGAAAUUCACAUGUACAACGUCAACGACUUCAAGUUCCUGGUGGACAUCGUUGAUGACCUCACUGUCAACCUGUGUAACAGUGUCAAGGGCCCAGGAGUUGAACUGGAGGCGCCCACCAACCUGGUGACCUCAGAGGUGACCCACCGCUCCUUCCGUGCCACCUGGACAGCACCCGGUAGCCCUGUUGACAAGUAUCGCGUCUCUUACAUGAUGGCGGCUGGAGGACCCACUCAGGAGCUGCUGGUUGAUGGGACGAUGAACACAGUCGUGCUGGAAGGCUUGACCCCCCUGACCGAGUAUGUUGUCAAUGUCUACUCUGUGGUCGGCGAGGAGAGCAGUGAGCCACUGAAGGGCACUGAGACCACCUUGCCGCUGUCAGUAGCGACAAACAUGAUUGUUUACGACGAGACCUCGAGCACCAUGAAGGUGAGCUGGGACGAGGCAGAUGGUGCCACAGGCUACAUGCUGCUGUACAAAUCCAUCAACGCCACUGAGCCUCAGCUGGAGAAGGAGGUACGUGUUGGAGGAGAUGUAACUAACGUCCAGCUGGUGCAGCUGAUACCCGACACAGCGUACACCAUCACGCUUUAUGCCCUGCAUGGAGAGGCUGCCAGCGACCCUCUGGAGGGGAGAGGAGUCACCUUGCCCGUGCCUCCUGCUGGAGCCCUUACAAUCUCUGAUGUUACUCACAGCACCAUGAGGCUCAACUGGGACGCUGCUCCUGGAGCUGUCCUCAAGUACAUGAUAACCUACAAACCAGAGGAGGGAGAACUGAAGGAGGCUGAAGUCAACGGUGACAUCACCACCUUGGACCUGUCCAACCUCAUCUCCCAGACUGAGUACGAUGUAGCUGUCACCCCAAUGUAUGACGAGGGACCUGGACUCCCAAUGCUCGGAAACGCCAUCACAGAUGUUGUUCCUGCCCCCAAGAACCUGCAGUUCUCUGAGGUGACCCAGACCUCCUUCAGAGCAACCUGGGAGCAUGGGGCCCCGGACGUGGCCCUCUACCGCAUCGGCUGGACCAAGAGGGGGGAGGACAACCCCCAGUUUGCCAUCUUGAGUAGCGAUGAGACCUCCCAUGUUCUGCCAAACUUGGACCCAGACACUGAAUACUCUGUCACCGUCACGGCCAUCUACCCUGAUGAGUCGGAGAGUGAGGACCUAAUGGGCAGCGAGCGUACAUUGUUAAAGGCUCCGGAUGUGCCUGCUGAGCCUCCUCGAAACUUGAGGGUUUUCAACGCCACCACCUCAUCGCUGUCAUUGAAGUGGGACCCUGCCCCUGGUCCUGUCCAAAACUACAAGAUCAUUUACACGCCCAUUGCUGGAGGCGAGCCUCUUACAACGCAGGUUGGAGGGAAGAAGACCGGUGUCAUCCUGCAGAAACUGGAGCCCGACACUCAGUACUCCAUCAGCGUGGCUGCUGUGUACCCCACUGGCGUCAGCAGAGACGUCAGCGGCGAAGGACAAACCAAGCCUCUGGGUGGAGUGAGGAACCUGCAGGUGUUGAACCCCACCAUGACCACCCUGAACGUGCGCUGGGAGCCCGCUGAGGGCCGAGUAAAGGAGUACAAAGUCAUUUAUGCUCCUGCUGCCGGAGGAGCUGAGAGCAUGGAAACAGUGUCUGCAGGCACAACCAACACUAUGCUACGAGGCCUGCAGCCUGACACCCUCUACACCGUCUCUCUGGUGCCAGUUUAUGCUGCAGGAGAUGGAAAGAUGAUGUCUGAGAAUGGAAAGACAAGACCACUGGGAGGAGUGAAGAACCUGAGGGUAACAGACCCCACUAUGACCUCUCUGACUGUGAACUGGGACCCAGCUGACGGAGCUGUUCGCCUGUACAAAGUCUUCUUUGUGCCAGUUGCCGGUGGCCUAGAGGAAAUGGAACAAGUUCCUGCAGGCACCACCAACAUCAUCCUUAGGAACUUGAUGCCAGACACACCAUACACAGUGUCAGUGUUACCAGUUUACCCAGCCAGGGAGGGAAAACGCCAGUCAGAGGAAGGAACGACAUUGCCUUUGGGUGGAGUGGGCACCAUGAGGGUGACCAACCCAACCUUCAGCACUCUCACUGUAAACUGGAAUCCUGCUGAUGGCAACGUUCAGGGCUACAAAGUUAUCUAUGUUCCUGUAGAUGGAGGACAGGAGAUUGUGGAGCAAGUGUCAGAGAGCACCACCAAAACUGUCCUGGAGAAGCUUCUACCAGACACUCGCUACACCGUCACUGUGGUCCCUGUCUACGCAGAGGGAGAUGGACCCAGCCUGACUGACAACGGGAAGACAAAGCCACUGGGUUUUGUGAGGAACCUGCAGGUUACCGAUCCCACCACCAGCACCCUGAACGUCCGCUGGGAGCCCCCUGAGGGAAACGUACGGGAGUACAUCGUGACCUGGGUGCCCGCUGCUGGAGGCGAGCAGGACAUGGACCAGGUGUCUGGAACGGCCACCUCCACCGUCCUGAAGAACCUGGAGCCCAACACUGAGUACACGGUCAGCGUCACACCUAUCUACCCCGAGAUGGAGGGCAGAGCGCAGUCUGAAAAUGGGAAGACAAAUCCUUUGGGUGGAGUGAAGAACUUGCAGGUGAUCGACCCAACUUUCAGCACUCUGACAGUCCGCUGGGAUCCAGCAGUGGGCAAUGUCCGCAGCUACAAGGUCUUCUACACAGCUCAACCAGAUGGAGAAGAACGAAUGGAGGAGGUGUCAGGAGGCACCACCACCACCAUCCUGAGAAACCUGGAUACCGACACUGUCUACAAUGUGGCUGUUGUUCCUGUCUACCCAGACGUGGAGGGCAUACGGCAGGCCGAGAAGGGAAAGACAAAGCCUCUUGGUGGAGUGAGGAAUUUGCAGGUCACCGACCCCACCACCAACUCCCUCAGGGUUCGCUGGGAGCCGGCCGAGGGCGACGUCAGGCAGUACCAAAUCAUCUACGUCCCCAGUGGCGGAGGAACUGAAAACAUGACUCCUGUAUCUGGAAUGUCGACAAACGCGGUGCUGAGAGACCUGCGGCCGGACACAGAGUACAAAGUGACACUGGUGCCUAUUUACUCUGAUGCGGAGGGGAAACGCAUGUCAGAGAAUGGAAAGACAAAGGCUCUGGGAGGUGUAAAGAAUCUGCAGGUUACUGAUCCCACCACUAGCUCCCUCAAGGUGCGCUGGGAGCCGGCGGAGGGCAACGUCCGCCAGUAUCGCAUCUUCUAUGUUCCUGCAGCUGGAGGCGCCGAGGACAUGGAGCAGGUGUCAGGCGGCACCACCAACACCGUACUGAGGAAUCUGCUGUCAGAUACUCCUUACACUGUGACUGUGGUUCCAGUUUACCCAGAGGGAGAAGGUCUGCGCCAGUCCGACAAGGGAAAGACACUCCCACGCAUGCCACCCAGGAACAUCCAGGUGUACAACCCUACCCCUAACAGCCUGAACGUGCGCUGGGAGCCCGCCUCAGGCCAGGUUCAGCAGUACCGUGUGGUGUAUUCUUCCUUGAGUGCACCCAGAUCCACUGGGUCGGUCCUCAUUCCAGGAAAUACCAACAAUGCCUUCCUGGACAACCUGAUUCCAGAUACUCCCUACUCGGUCAGUGUUUCAGCUCUGUACGCUGACGGAGAAGGAUCACAGGUCAAGGGCAAAGGCAAAACACUGCCGCGUGGCGGUCCCAGGAACAUGCGUGUGUUUGAUGCCACCACUAGCACUCUCACCAUUGGCUGGGACCACGCAGAGGGUCCUGUGAGGCAGUACAGGAUUGCUUACGCUCCCAUGACUGGAGACCCCAUCACAGAGUUUACUGUGGUGCCAGGGAACAGAAACAAUGCCAUGCUGCAGAAUCUGCUUCCUGACACCCCGUACAACAUCACAAUAGAGGCCAUCUACCCUGAGGGUCCCGGAGGAUCUCUAAAUGGAAACGGACGUACAGUCGGCAUGUUGAGUCCCAGAAACCUUCGAGUCUCAGAUGAGUGGUACACCAGAUUCAGAGUGGCCUGGGAUCCAGUGUCAGCUCCUGUCCAGGGCUACAGACUCAUCUAUGCUCCUGCAGGCACAAACCAGCCCAUGGAUUUCUUUGUGGGCGAUGUGACUUCGUACACGCUGCACAACCUGCAGCCUGGAACCACCUAUGAUCUUAAAGUAGUAGCUCAGUACACCGGUGGCAUGAGUGGACCACUACCUGGGCAGGGAACAACACUCUACCUGAAUGUGACCAACAUUGAGACCUACAAUGUCGACCAUGACAAGUUCUGCAUCAAAUGGACUCCUCACAGGGCUGCCACAUCGUACCGCAUCAAACUCAACCCUGCCGACCCCUCUAGUAAAGGACAACAUGAGAUAACCAUCCCUGCUGGUCUGCCUCAGUACUGCUUUGAUGGACUUUCUCCUGAUGCACUCUACACCGCCACUGUCUUCGUUCAGACCCCCAAUCUGGAAGGUCCAGGAGUCAGCGCCAAAGAAAGAACAUUGGUGAAGCCAACUCCAAUUCCAACGCUCCCACCAACCCCGUCCCCUCCACCCACAAUCCCCCCAGCAUGGGCAGUUUGCGCAGGUGCCAAAGCAGAUGUGGUGUUCCUCAUCGAUGGCUCCUGGAGUAUCGGCGAGGACAGCUUCACCAAGGUUGUGCACUUUGUCUCCGGCAUGAUUGCUGCCUUCGAUGUCAUUGGACCCUCGGGAAUGCAGGUGUCAUUUGUACAGUACAGCGAUGACGCAAAGACAGAGUACAGGCUGAACGCUUAUCAGGACAAAGGUAUCGCUAUGUCUGCAACUAACCAAAUCCGCUACAGAGGAGGAAACACCAAGACAGGAGUGGCGCUGAAACACACCUAUGACAAGGCCUUUUCUAUUGAAAAUGGAAUGAGGAGAAAUGUCCCCAAGGUGGUCGUGACGAUCACUGAUGGACGCUCUCAGGAUGAGGUGAAGAAGAAUGCUGCCAAGCUGCAGCAUGCAGGUUACAGUGUUUUUGCCAUUGGUGUUGCCGAUGUGGAUUUCAUUGAGUUGCAGUCCAUCGGCAGCAAACCCAGCGACAGACACAUUUUUAUUGUGGACGACUUUGAUGCUUUCGACACUAUCAAAGAAAACCUCAUCACCUUCAUUUGUGAAACUGCAACAUCGUCGUGUCCCCUGAUUUUCCUGAAUGGAUUUACUUCACCUGGCUUCAGGAUGCUCGAGGCCUUCAACCUGACAGAGAAGACCUACAGUUACAUGAAAGGCGUCUCCAUGGAGCCAGGCUCUUUCAAUAGUUACACAGCAUACAGACUCCACAAAAAUGCCUUCUUGAGUCAGCCCACAACAGAAAUCCACCCUGAUGGUCUUCCCCACGCCUACACCAUCAUCCUGAUGUUCCGCCUUCUGCCUGACUCACCCAAAGAAGCCUUUGACAUCUGGCAGGUGUCAAGCAAAGAUCACAAGCCAGAGACCGGCAUCACUAUCGACUCCUCCAGCCAGACUGUGUCCUUCUACAAUAAAGACACGCGCGGCGAGAUCCAGAGAGCCACAUUCGACAACGAUCAUGUGAAGCAAAUCUUCCAUGGAAGCUUCCACAAGCUCCAUAUCCUGGUUUCGUCCACCGGCGUCAAACUCAACAUCGACUGCCAAGAAGUGGCUGAAAAGGAGAUCAAGGAGGCUGGAAACACAUCCAGCGAUGGCUACCAGGUCCUGGGCAAGAUGUCCAAGUCCAUCGGCUCUAAAGGGGAAUCAGCAACUUUCCAGCUCCAGAUGUUCGAUAUUGUCUGCAGCCUGGGCUGGACCAGCAGGGACAGAUGUUGUGACCUUCCAUCAAUGAGAGAUGAGCUGAAGUGUCCGUCUCUUCCUAACUCCUGCAGCUGUACCUCAGCGGGCACCGGGGAGCCAGGGAUUCAAGGACCAGUGGGUGCCCCUGGCAGCAAAGGUCCCCGAGGUGAAAGAGGAGAAGCUGGUCCUGCUGGACCAGUCGGUCCGCGUGGAGAGGACGGACCACCUGGGCCCAUGGGUCUGCCCGGCCCUCAAGGACCCAGCGGGCUGUCGAUUCCAGGAGAAGCUGGCCGCCCUGGACCAAAGGGAGAUCCCGGUGACUCAGGCUUACCUGGGCAGAAAGGUUCACCUGGUCCUGCCGGAGCUGUUGGCCCAAUCGGACCAGCUGGAGUCAGAGGCCCUCAAGGAAAAGAAGGACCGGCAGGACCGAGAGGCCCCGCAGGGCCCAUGGGACCUCCAGGAUCUCCUGGAUCACCAGGUGCUGCAGGAAAACCAGGAAACCCUGGAGGCACUGGCACUCCUGGUGCUAUCGGUCCAAAGGGAGACAAAGGAGAGAGAGGCGACUUUGCUCCUCAGAACAUGAUGCGAUCCAUUGCCAGACAAGUUUGCGAGCAGCUAGUAAGCUCACAAAUGUCUCGUGUCAACACGUUACUGAACCAAAUCCCUAAUGGCAUGUACCGAAGCAAUAACCCCGGACCUCCAGGGCCUCCUGGACCCAACGGCAGGCAGGGACCCCGUGGAGAGCCAGGCUCUGCAGGAAGGAACGGUUUCCCUGGGAGUCCAGGUUUACCCGGCCAGCAGGGAGAGAGAGGUCCUCCUGGAGAGAAAGGGGAACGAGGAGUGCCAGGAGUUGGACAGAAGGGACCAAGAGGACCUGCUGGCCCACCAGGAGAAAGCAGGACAGGAUCUCCAGGCCCUACAGGCUCUGCCGGGCCUCGCGGUCCCCCUGGACGUCAAGGAUACGCUGGAGUCCGUGGGCCUCCUGGACCUCCUGGGAUCUGUGACUCUUCUAUGUGUGUUGGUAUUCCUUACAACGGGCAGGGAUACGGUUCUUAGACUUUCUAUGCCACCUGUGCUGCUUUCACUGACUUCCUGAAAAACAAAACUCAAAGUCCCGUAACUGAAACACUUGCUCACACGCUCUAGAGCUGUUUAAAAGGAUAACCGCCGAAGGAAACCAUUAACAAACUUUGCUGAAAAAACAACACAGCAACAAAGAGGGAAACUAACAACGACUCACAGCCAGUAGAACAAAACACCACCAGCAGCAGCGGUGAUGGCAUCGACCUGUUUAGUGGCCUGUUUGCAUCUUGACGCCAAAGACCAAACAAAGAAACGUUGUGUUCAGUGGAGGAGCAUGCACCAAACAACAACAACAAACAACCCAAACAAAUACUAACAAAGGUGGAGACCUGUGCAGCAUCACCAGCACCAACAGCAGCAGCAACUCUGUUAACAGCAUUUCUUUCGAGGUGACAUGUAAAUAAACUAAUUUGUGCCUUGUAAAUGAUGUUUGAAUCAAGUCCACUAAAUUUAGUUUUAACAUCUGUAGUGUUAAAGCUUGUGCAUUGCAAAUCAACAACCUGCCUCUUGCUGAAUGCCGACAAAAAAAGCCUCUUUUUUUCCCACAAUUUUAUUUUUUUCCUGCCCAUGUGUUUGUAGCUUUUUAAACUGCUCAGGGCCAAACUGAAUCACUUCUGCACAUGUGACCCCUGAGGUUAAGAUUUGCCACUUCAUGUUUACUUUUUUUUUCUCUAUUUUUUUUUUUUUAUUUUGUUUAGUUUACCUUUUUUCCACCCAAACCAGCUAUACUGUAUGUGUAUGUUAUAAAAUACUAACACUCCCAAAGAAGUUCCUCCAGGCUGGUGGAAGAAGAACUUGAUUUUAUGUAGAAACUGUUUUGUUUUAUUUAGUACAUUAGUGAGUUUUGGAAGAAUUACAGUGUUUAUUUUUUGAGUGACUAACACCUGAACUUCUAACAUCAAUACACAGGGAAAACAUGAAAGCACUAACAUGUUUAGCAGGGGCGUGUCGACCUGACCUCCUCCCCCUAAAUCACGCAGUUGACUGGUUUAUUAGCUGAUAUGCAUUUAGUAGUAUGUUGGCCAAAGAUGAAAUGCACUCCUUAAACAGUAUACUGAUAUAUUGUGAAGUCUUAUGCUGACUUGUACUGUAUGACUGUACUGUAUAACGUGUAGGUUUUCAUAAUAACCUGCAGUCUGUUGCACCAAUAUCUGCUGCAAUGUUUUUAGCCAGAUUUACACAAAAAGUAGUUAGAGAAGUUCUUAAUCUCUCAAAGCGACAUUUAACAACAAGACAGAACAGUGACAGGAAGUAGAGAUGUACAACAGACUCUUAAACUAAAUAUCAACUGACAACAAAUCCCAUCUGAGGCAAAUAAACUGAUGUGUUAUUUGAAUGAUCAUUUUAUUUUCUUAUUAUUCAUUGAUCUUUUGGUCUGUAAAAUGUAGGGCUGCAACUAGCAGCUAUUUUGAUAAUUGAUUAAUCUGUCGAUUAUUAGUUUGUCUUUUUGUACAAUGCCCUUUUCACAACUUCAACAUAAUAAAGAGCAAAUGUAUGCUACAUCAAGAGGAAGUAGACACAAGGCCACUGCAAUAAAAUAAAUGAAAUUAAAUAAGUGGACAUUGGGGAUGCAGCCAUGCACUGAGAAUAAAAGGUUAAUGUAACUUUUGAUCAGAUAUUGCUUGUUUAUACUGUGAAGAAAUAGGCUAAUUAUUAACUCUGACUCUUACAGCAUUAAAUUUUCCAGAAGCACCAAAUCAUAACACUGUCCUAACUGAAUGCGAUACAAGUGAAUGUUGGUGACAAAAUCAGUUUGGCUGCAUUAAUUUCUGUUGGAACGUCCAAACUGGCAACCAGUGACACAGUGCUAUGCAGCACACUGUUUGUAUGUCAACUUUAUUGAUUUUUAUCUAUUUAUACCUGUUGCUCACUUUGAAGGCACUGCAAUAGACGAAGAACAGUUAAUCCUGGGAAGCUGGAAUGAAGAGAUAUCUACAUCCAAAUUUCACUAAAAAAAAAAUCUAAAUAAGGUUGCAGCUGGCUGGAGAGAGAUUGCCCCAAGUAUGUGGUUUGUUUACAUGAACACAGCUAGUACGUACCUGGUUUGUUUACAUGAAAUAACUUUUUUUUUUUUUUUAAAUUAAUCUUAUCGAUUAGUUGUUGCAAUCGUAAUAAAAUGUAUGACUGAAAAAGAACAGUCACAAAUUGACAAUUGAGAAAAAGAAGCCGGACGAUGUUUGGCAUGUUUGCAUUAAAAUUACUUAAACCAGUAACUAAUUAAAUUAGUUACUAAAAAGAUUGUUGCUGAUAAAUUAUCUUUUGAUUGACUAGUUUGAACUAAAACAGCUGGUGCAACAGCAUGCUGGUUAAUUUUAGAAAUGGCUUAAGAUACACAAACAAAUUGAACCUCCUGGUUCCUCCGCUAAUUUUGAAAAAGUGAACUAAGCUGAGCUGAUGUUGUUAGCUUUGCUUGUUAGUUAAUAUUGGUUGCUUCUUCCUGUUUAAGCAGAUAAUCAUAAACAAGCGAGAGAUAAAUGCAAACAAAUGGUACUGUAACACCUGCUGUAUGACAUGAGACACUCCCCAAACAUCCCUGAAUAUACAGUGGACACGCCCCUGCUGUUUACUAACCAUCUGUAUCAGUGCUUUGUGGAGACAGUUAGAAAACCAUUUUUAACACAUUAUUUUUGUGCAUGUUGAGACAAACUGAGAAACUCAUGCUCUAUUGGCCCAAACGCUAUCUCCGAGCAGGCCAAUUUCCACCUGAACCCGACAGCCGAGUAGUCCCAGAACCCGAGGAGGACGAGCUGUCACUAAACCGGCGUCGAAAGAGAUCACUAUCAAGAAAGGCAUCCAACAGGCUAACACCAUAAGACAAGCCAUGUACUUUUUUUUUUCCUUUAUUUUUUUUUCUUGUUCAACCUGUGUUUGUUGAUUUAUGCACAUUAUACACGCAAAACAAAAAAAAGGGGUUUGACACCUCGACUUUAUUGGAAAAUACCUUUAAAUGCCUUAAAACGUAUGUGAAUAUUCAUUUUUGUGGCAGGUAAAGGGUGUGAUGGAGGGAGGGAGUCUGGGCACGACUUAAAAAAAUGGAAGAAAAAAAGUUUAGAAUCCAUUACAAAAAAAAAACAACCUGUGAGUUUUCUUUUUCCAUUUAUGUCUUUUGCUUGUAACAUAUUUGCAUCCAGUUUAUAUUAACUAGCAGUGUUGAACAGUGCACUCAUUGUAACAAAGCUAAAGAAAAAGACAGAAAGUGUUGGUUCACAGUUCAUCCAGUACGUCAAAUAUAAUCCUCAUUCAUUGUCGUCUUCUAACGGAGGUUCAGUUUCAUUAUGGCAGUUAAACACAGCUUUCAUUUUGUAUCUCUAGACUUAAUAUUUAUCAGUUUUCUUUUAUUCCGUCACAGCUAACUUUAACAAAAGGUGGAAUUGCAUGUCUGUGGUGUAUAUUUAGUACAUGUUUUUGUUACAUUUCAUUUUGUUUUAACCAGAAUAUAGUUGUUGUCAUUCUUGUCAUUUUCUCAGUAUCGAAUGCAGUCAAAACCUGCGUGCAAGACUAUGGAAGUGGUAUUGCUGCUUCAUGUUUGAACUGCAGAUUGUGAAUUCCACAGCCUUAUUUUCUUAUUUAUUUCUGAAAACAGAAGAGGCAUUUUUCAAUAAAACUACUGAAAAUUUA
Messenger RNA from Epinephelus fuscoguttatus (brown-marbled grouper), 14767 nucleotides. It is a transcript of the gene col12a1b, whose product is annotated as collagen, type XII, alpha 1b. The record is from RefSeq and is a predicted model, not a curated record. Lineage: Eukaryota; Metazoa; Chordata; Actinopteri; Perciformes; Serranidae. The transcript has 78 exons. Gene Ontology annotation, molecular function: protein binding. Bases 287 to 11122 code for a protein of 3611 amino acids.